Molecule: messenger RNA, 3099 nt
Organism: Cololabis saira (Pacific saury)
Lineage: Eukaryota; Metazoa; Chordata; Actinopteri; Beloniformes; Belonidae
Gene: ythdf2
Product: YTH N6-methyladenosine RNA binding protein F2
Exons: 6
Coding region: 175-2088 (637 amino acids)
Biological process (GO): mRNA destabilization
Cellular component (GO): cytoplasm
Molecular function (GO): N6-methyladenosine-containing RNA reader activity; mRNA binding
Source: RefSeq, a predicted model, not a curated record
CGCCCAGCCAUGUUGAGUCUGUCAGGCGAACUGCAGCCCGCCAUUGUGUAGAAGCCAGGCUCUGUAGAGAUAAGGGCGUUUGGUGUAAACUCCCCAGCAGCUAGAGCACCACGACACCCCUGUCGCGUUUAUUAAGGAGUAAAUACAGUUACCCAGGCUCCGGGGGGGAAAGACAUGUCAGCCAGCAGCCUCCUUGAACAGAGACCGAAAGGCCAAGCUAAUAAAGUGCAAAACGGAGCUGUGACCCAAAAGGAUACUUUGAAUGACGAUGAGUUUGAGCCUUACCUGAAUACUCAGGCCAGACAGAGCAAUGCCUAUACGGCCAUGUCAGACUCCUACAUGCCCAGCUACUACAGCCCCUCCAUAGGAUUUUCGUACUCACUAAACGAGGCAGCAUGGUCCACAGGUGGGGACCCUCCUAUGCCUUACCUGGCCUCCUAUGGACAGCUGAGCAAUGGGGAACCCCACUACCUCCCGGACGCUAUGUUUGGCCAGCCAGGCCCCCUGGGGAGCAACCCAUUCCUUGGCCAGCAUGGCUUCAACUUUUUCCCCAGUGGCAUCGACUUCUCUGCGUGGGGCAAUAGCAGUUCUCAGGGACAGUCGGGGACACCGCAGAGCUCUGGCUACAGCAGCAGCUAUGCUUAUGCUCCAAGCUCACUUGGGGGUGCCAUGAUUGAUGGACAGUCUCCAUUUGCACCUGCUGCCAACGAACCCCUCAACAAGGCACCUGGUAUGAACAGCCUGGACCAGGGCAUGGCAGGGCUUAAGAUUGGAGGUGCUGCUCCGGGUGGUAAUGGGGAAAUGGCCCCAAAAGUGGUUGGCUCUGGCUUACCUGGUGGGGGCCCCCUGGGGCCCGUAUCUUCUGUUGGACCUACCAGCAUGCCUCCUGUCUCAAUUGCUCCUGCCAAGCCUGCGUCCUGGGCUGAUAUUGCCAGCAAACCAGCCAAGCCUCAACCUAAGCUUAAAACCAAGGGUGGUAUGGCAGGAGUCAAUUUGCCUCCUCCGCCCAUCAAACACAACAUGGACAUUGGCACUUGGGACAACAAGGGCACAGUGCCUAAAGCUGCCACUCCUCAGCAGGUGCCCCCUAUACCCAGCAACGGGCAGCCACCUAACCAGGCUUCACCACAACCUGGAGCUAUGGCUGCAGGGAAUCCACAAAUGCCUCUGAGCAAUGGACAGCUGGUCGCACCUGUUUCCCAGAUGGGGCAGCAUCAGCUUCCACCCACUGGUCAGCCAGGCAUGGCUCUAAUGCCCCAACCUCCUCUCUCCCAGGGUCCUCCUCCACCACCAAGCCAACAGCAGCAAACUUCUCAACCCAAUCGCUGGGUCCCUCCACGGAACCGGGUCAACGGGUUUGGGGAAGCGGGCGGGACAGGCCAGUCGCCUCCAACUUCUUCAGGUGUAGGCAUGGUGCCCGGUGUCCCUUCUGAGCCUCACCCAGUUUUAGAGAAGUUGCGCAUGGUCAACAACUAUAACCCCAAGGACUUUGACUGGAACCUCAAGCAGGGCCGUGUGUUUAUCAUCAAGAGCUACUCUGAGGAUGACAUCCACCGCUCCAUCAAGUACAACAUUUGGUGCAGCACAGAGCAUGGCAACAAGAGGCUUGAUGCAGCUUACCGUUCUCUGGGCGGCAAAGGGCCUCUUUUUCUCCUGUUCAGUGUCAACGGGAGUGGUCACUUCUGUGGUGUGGCAGAGAUGCGCUCACCUGUGGACUACAACACAUCUGCUGGCGUGUGGUCACAGGACAAAUGGAAGGGUCGCUUUGAUGUGCGCUGGAUCUUUGUUAAGGACGUUCCCAACAGUCAGCUGAGGCACAUUCGACUGGAGAACAACGAAAAUAAGCCAGUGACCAACUCUCGGGACACACAAGAGGUGCCGCUGGAUAAGGCCAGGCAGGUGUUAAAGAUCAUCGCCGGAUAUAAACACACCACUUCCAUCUUCGAUGACUUUUCUCACUACGAGAAGCGUCAGGAGGAGGAAGAGUGUGUGAAAAAGGUGGAGGUCCAAGGCAGUGAGCCAUAUCCCAGCAACCCAAGCAACAGGAGUCAUUACAGGCUUCAGGAGCGCCAAGGACGAGUCAAGUAACAGUUGGUGCUUUGGUCUAAAGACUGCAAUGCCCCCCUCCCCAAAUCCCCUCCGCCCCGUUACAUCCAGAUCUCUCUAAGAAAUUCUAAUAGGGGUGAAGAAUUAACAAAGGACGAAAAGAGAAAAAAAAACUAAAUGAAGACUUUUUGAUUUUCUUUUGACUUUAAAGACUUACUUGGAACUUGUAGUAAAAAGGAAACGAUUAUUCAUAGGACAACUAAAUGCAUAGCAUCCUUAGGUGACAUCAUUUUUUUUUUUGCCCCACCCCAUUCCACUACAUGUGCUUCCCCCCUUUGUAUGCUGCUUUUUUCUUCUUUUUUUUUUAAUGAAAGGAUCAUCAUGUGUCAUGAUCCAAGAGCAAGUCUGUAAUUCUCACACAAACACAAAUCCGAUAGCAAUUUGUAGUGUUGGCUGAUAAGUCUCCCAAAGUGAAGAAUGGGCAGUUUGUCUCCUUUUCUUUGUAACCCUCUCCACCGUGACCUCCGUCUUCAGAGCAUGCUCAAACCUUGAACCAGGACGCAGCGGAGCUUCUUCCUCUUCGAUGGAUUUUCAGCUGGACAGUUUGCAACUACGCUUUCCAUCUUUUUGCAUACGCUUCCCAUCUUUUUGUUUUAAGAGGACUGCAGAUGCUCAGAAAGACCCUCUGUUUUGUUUUCCCAUGUACUGGAUGGAGUGUGUGUGGGGGAGGUUGAGUCGGGAGGAUUUAGAGAGGAAUAGUAGGGGACGGAGUCAAGUGAAUUCAGAGGGCAUGUUAAGUUGAUGUACUUUACAGUAUAAUUUUAUAGCCUAAAGGUUGGGGCCCUCUGUUAAUCUUUAUCAGACUUAAUUUACACCCCCCCCUUUUUUUUUCUUUUCAUCUCUUGGACAAGUUAAUUCAAUGUUGCUAUGGGUAUCUUUAUUUUUCUUUCCCCCCUCCCUUUCUCUGUUUUCUUAAGACUGAUGUGAGUGGCCUUGCCCCCACUCUUUCUAUUAUUCAGUUCAAAAGUAAUAAAUGUGGUAUAUUCAGCAGAA